Messenger RNA from Acromyrmex echinatior (Panamanian leafcutter ant), 3207 nucleotides. RefSeq lists its product as uncharacterized. The record is from RefSeq and is a predicted model, not a curated record. NCBI's taxonomy places the organism in Eukaryota, Metazoa, Arthropoda, Insecta, Hymenoptera, Formicidae.
ACUCCUGAGAGUACUGCAGAGAUAAUAUUACAAACUGGUGAGCAAUAUGGAUGAUAAAGUUGUUCAAGUGAAAGAAGAAUCGGAAAUAAAAAAAGAAGAUGCAAAUAUUACUGGCAGGAUAUUUGUGAAACAAUUCCACCAGUUACUAGAGGAUCCUUUGUUGAAGAGUACCAGUGAUGAUGUGCAACGUGCGAUCAAGGGUCUUCGAGAAAUACCGGAUGAAGAACUAAAUGAGUUCCUCGAUGAUGAAGACUUUAUGAAAGGAUUGGACGUCGUGGAUGCAUGGGAAAGAGAUGAAGAUAAAAACCGCGAGAUUGAGCAAAACAGGACAGAAUCUACAAAGCAAGGAAAGAACCAAAUCUCUAGGGAACAUCAUCGUCCCGAGAAGGACAAACGCAAAAAGCCGAAGAAAGAAGAGAAAAAACGUGAGGAAACUCGGCGGGAUCCUUUGAAGAGCACCAAGGAUAUCGAAAGGGACAAGAUGCGAACGAAGAGAGACACCGAGAACAAACUUCUUGCUGAAAAAGAGAAGGCGAUCAAAUAUUUGUUGGACUCGGAUAACGUAGUCCCACCUGGCACGGAAACUGAAGCCAUCCAGAGCAUCGCUGAGGAACAACAGAAUAGAGAACGAGCUCAGCGUGAAGCCCAACGAAGCAGAGAGCAUCGCAGAAGCAAAUCGUUAGAACGUUAUGAAAGAGCGAGUCCAUCUCGGCGCAGAACUCCCGAUCGAUCUCGGUUGAGUCCCCAUCGACGAAAAAGUCCUUUUGUAAGCCCGGAUCAUCGUAGGAGCCCUUUUAAAAAAAGCGUAGAAAGACAUAGAAGUCCUUACAGAUAUAGUCCAAGUAGAUUGAAAAAUUCACCGCGCUCCUACGACCGGAGAAGCCCUAAAUUAAGUCCCGAUUCUCGACGAAGAAGUCCUAGACGACUUAGUGGAGAACGACGAUCCAGUGUAGAAAGAAGACGGAGUACUGAGCGACGUAGGAGACGCGCUGAUUGGAUGCAUGAACGCCGAAGAAGCCGAUCUCGCGAUCGGAGGAGUCGCAGUAUGGAACGUUCAAGAAGACGAUUAAGCCGUUCACCAAUAAGCAGACGGUACAGUCCUCGUCGUCGAAGUCGCACACGUAGCAGAUCAUUAGAGAAGCGCCCCAGGAAGCGUUCAUCCUUCAUCAAUGAACUAGCAAGACAACUAGGACACGAAGCAAUGUCGACUGCUGUAAACACCAGUGGAUACGUACCGUCCGCGACGAUGGAAGGAAUUGCACCGUUACUCAAUCCGUCCACAUAUCAGCAAGAAACGGAUAGGAUACUGCCGCCAACGCAACCGCCACCACCACAACCAUCACUGUCACCAUCAUCAUCAGUUAUGUUACCACCUAUGUCAAGUGGACCGUCAUUUAUGAACUUUGAACCUAUGCCGACUGCAUCAUUAAUGAAUUUCGAACCUAUGCCUCCCCCAUCUAUGACUCCAACCAUUGCCCCAACCAUGACUCCAACCAGUUAUGCAUCCGGUCCGGUUAUGUACAAUCAGCCGAAUGCUGCUGCUGCUGCUCCGCCACCGGUGAUGUGUUCACCGUUGCUUUCUGUACCCUCACCGCAACCUGUACCUCCUCCCGUGAUGGAUCGUGCACAUGCAUCGUAUAAUCCAUCGUAUACUGCACCCUUUGUCCAACAAUCAUCGAUCCGUCAAUUUGAACCUCCAAAGAAAUCUGUAAAUCAUUCAACUACAUCCUCCACGUCGUCGCAGAAGCAGAAUUAUACAGAACAUGGAUCAGUGACAUCGUACAAGGAAGUUUACUCUCCACCCCAGGAACGAAUGAAGACACCUGAACCACCGAUCAUCUCCAAACCAAAACAAAAAACCAGCUUAUCCAGUCUAUUGGAAGCAUCUGUUUCAGCCAAAGAUUCAUCUAAUAUACCAGUACUAUAUCCAGGAUUCAAGCCUGAAAUAAUGAGACAUUGCGAACAAGCGAUAUAUCAGCUUCCUGUGGAGGAUCCGCGUUUAAAGAUGAAGGGUAGAUUUUUCUAUGAUCGCAGCGAAGAGAACAAUACGAAAGAUGUUUCCGACGACCAUACAUCGAAUUCGAUACUUUUGCAGAAAAGUAAAACUAAGAUAUUUUGGAAAGAGACUAAUGCGGAACAGUCGAUAUCGGUUCCGAAAACAACUCAAACGCAUCAGAAAAUCUGUCAGACAGAUGAGGUGGAAACGGAAACUAAAGGCGUGCAAGUACGCGUUACUACUGUCGACUUUGCAUCACAGGUCUAUGCGGACGACCUCCAGCAGGUAAAAGAAGAGAGACGGCCGAUAAUGGAUCGUUUAGAUUGGAGCGCACGAGAUACUUACGAAUAUGGAUCCAAAUUUCGUGAAGUAGAGGAUCUAAGAUGGAGUCUAAGUAAUUCUUCGCAGAGACGUACUUGGAACAGGCAGUCGUCUCCUUCUAGAAGAUCUGACGAACAGGAGCAUCAUUUAGAUUCUAUGAAUCAUGAAUCUAGAAGCUCGAGGCUGGAUUCUCCUAUUAGAAACAAUGAGUUUUCUGCUCAAUCUAAUAUACGUGAUCACUAUAGUCAUGACAGAUAUUCGCCUAAUUAUCAAAGACGUUCUAUUGAACGUGAUGAAUUUCAUGAUAGAAGAAGCAAUCAUAGCCGUGGAGAAAGCCCGAUGGAAUUAGAAGAAUCUGAUGAUGAAUUAAUGACUGGCCAUACAUUCCAAAGAGGAUCUGAUUGGCAUGGAAGAGGGAAAGUCUCAAGGGGUAAAAGUCAUAAUUUGCGAGGAAAACAUGUAGGAGGAAGAUCAUAUCGAAGUCACGGAAAUUAUCGGGGAUAAAUAUCAAAAGUUCAAGUAUGAAUUUAUGAUGAACAACAGUGAAAAAAUAACUACAUAUAGCAUAAAAUAUGCUCAAAUAUCUUUACAUAAGUGUAUUUGAUGAAAGCAAUACUUUUGCAUACAGCCCCUGAAAAGAACACCAGUAUCUGCAAAAGCAUCAUAUCGUCAUCAGUUUCUUUUUAUUAUGAGAGUUGUCACAAUCAAAAUGAUUAUAUACAUGUAUGUAAUCUUACAUCGUAAGAUCUCAUAGAUGAUAAGUGUUGAUACAUACUUCGAUACUUUUGUUAUUUUGUUUGUGUCAUUAAUAUUAUAUUUACAACGACAUUGCACAACAAUUUCUGCCGACAAAAUACAACUUUAAGAAUAAGAAAACGUAGUAUAUGUAA